GCACAGGGGGCGGGGGGCGCAGCGGGCGGGGUGGGAGCUCGCCCGGCCCGGCGGGACUCGCAGCGCGGAGAGCGGGGCGCUGCCCGGCGGAGCGGCCCCUGGAGCCAUGCGGCCCCUGCUGCUGCUGCUGCUGCUGCUGGCGGCGGCGCUGCCGGGCGAGGGGGCGGCGGCGGCGCCCUGCGAGGCGGGCGGCCGGCGCUACUCGGCGGGCGAGCGGUUCGUGCCGCCGGGCGAGCCCUGCAGCCGCUGCGAGUGCACGGCCCGGGGUCCCGCCUGCGCCCGCGCCCCCUGCCCGGCCCUGCCGCCCGCCUGCAUCCACGUGAGCCGCUACCCGGCCGCCUGCUGCCCCCGCUGCGAGCGCGUCGGCUGCGAGCACCGCGGCCGCGUCUACGGGCUGGGCCAGCGCUUCCAGGUGCGCCCCGGCCGGCACCAGCGGAGCUGCCCGGGGUGGAUGCUGGGCACUGAGCGGGGCAGGGGGUGGAUGCUGGGCACUGAGCGGGGCAGGGG
Messenger RNA from Chrysemys picta bellii (western painted turtle), 507 nucleotides. The record is from RefSeq and is a predicted model, not a curated record. NCBI's taxonomy places the organism in Eukaryota, Metazoa, Chordata, Testudines, Emydidae.